This is a messenger RNA of Ascochyta rabiei, 1368 nucleotides long. RefSeq lists its product as uncharacterized. Lineage: Eukaryota; Fungi; Ascomycota; Dothideomycetes; Pleosporales; Didymellaceae. Gene Ontology annotation, molecular function: nucleosome binding; histone binding. The record is from RefSeq and is a predicted model, not a curated record. Bases 1 to 1368 code for a protein of 455 amino acids. The transcript has 3 exons.
AUGGCCUUUACAGCUCUCAACGACCAGCCCACAUCACAACCACCAGUUCAGGCGCCGACGCCAGAAUCAGCAGUACCGAUUCCGCAUCCGCAAGAAAUUGACGCUGCGUUUGCUAGCAGCCACGAAUUGCGGAAACGGGUGCAUGCUGCUAUUGACCAAAACCCCUCGCAAAGCACGCUUUUUCGCGACAUCUCAACCUACAUCCUCGGUCAAGCUUCACAGCCGCCCAGUGAACCCAUAACAAAGAAGCGCAAGCUUGAGGAAACCAACGGCGCACAAAAUGGCACCGCAGCAGCAGCACCGACAACAGCAGGUGUGGGUGGUAGCCUAACAAGCGCCUCAACCAAGGCGUUCAAGUCAUUUCCUGGCGUCAGCUUCUCAAUUCCCCAGCGGAAAAAGUUCACACUCGAGCUCUUGGACAGGAAGGACGGAGGAAUACGCGCAAUUGGCGCCACAGGCAAUGUCGAGUUUGCGCUAGCCUGGAGGGACGUUGAUCAGGUCUUCUGCUUGCCGGUGCCUGAGAAAGCGAAGAAGCAGCAUAACUUCAUUAUCGUACCAGUACAUGGCGAUGGCGUCACUCCGGUGCCUGAGGAACUGAAGGGAUCAGUGCCCGAACCGAUCGUCUGGACUUUUGAGGAGGCGACGGGGAAGAACCUUGUUCAGGGCGAAGAUCCAGGGCCUGGCCCUAUGGCAGAGGCGAUACACCAUGGCUUGUUACAAGCAGGCACUGGGAAAGAGGUCGUGUUCCCAGACGCAGACGAGUUUGCCAGCGCCAUUCCUGAAAGCCAUCGAAAGAGCGAGAAGGCGUACCACGUCAAGGCGCACAGGGGAAGUAAAGAAGGCUACUUGUUCUUCACCUCUGUUGGCAUCCUUUACGGUUUCAAGAAACCGCUUGCCUUUUUCGAUUUCGCCGCCGUAAACAGCAUAUCGUACACCGCCGUACUACGCAACACCUUCAACCUCGUUGUUACCACGCCCACACAGGAAAUUGAGUUUAGCAUGCUUGAUCAGGAGAACUUCGCCGGCAUCAACGAAUACGUGCAAAAACACGGACUGCAAGAUGCUAGUAUGGCAGCAGAGAGGCGCGCAAAGAAGCUCAACGUUAAUCCACCGACCGACAAAGGCAAAGAGAACGGUGCUGCGGCAGCAGGCGCACGAGGCGUAGAGGAAGAAUCGGAGUUGCAGAAAGCAGAGCGGGAGCUGCAAGAUCAGGAGGACGACGAAGAGGAAGAUGACGAUUUCGAUCCUGGCAGCGCAGGCGAGAGCGAGGGCGAAGGGUCAGACUCGGAAGAUGAAGAUGGCGCAGGUGGCUAUGAUGAGGGUGACACUGCGGAAAUAAAAGACGAGGAUGAGGAGAUGGAAAAUUAA